This is a messenger RNA of Striga hermonthica, 681 nucleotides long. The record is from the annotation of a GenBank genome assembly. NCBI's taxonomy places the organism in Eukaryota, Viridiplantae, Streptophyta, Magnoliopsida, Lamiales, Orobanchaceae.
AUGGCCGUAGGGGAUUUUCUCAGCGUUCAGCCGUCAGAACUAAAGUUCUCUUUUGAAUUGAAGAAGCAGAGCUCGUGCUGUAUGGAGUUGUCAAACAAGACAGAUCAAUAUAUAGCAUUUAAGGUGAAAACAACCAACCCCAAAAACUAUUGUGUUCGCCCGAAUGCCGGUGUUGUUCUGCCAAACUCCAUCUGCAAUGUCACAGUCACUAUGCAAGCCCAGAAAGAGGCUCCACUCGAUAUGCAGUGCAAGGAUAAGUUUCUUGUUCAGAGUGUGAUUGCUCCACAAGGCACUACCAAUAAGGAAGUUAUCCAAGAAAUGUUUUCGAGGGAAGAUGGGAAAGUAGUUGAAGAGAUUAGGUUAAAAGUCGUUUAUUUUCCAGCUAAUCCUCCAUCCCCUGUCCCUGAAGGAGACGAGGAAGAGACUUCGACUGGGACGUCUUCGGCUGAGGAUGAGAUUCGGAAGCCCAUGUUGUCUGAGGUUUUCAGUCUACUUAUUACUGUCGUCUCAAAGUUGAACGAGGAGAAAGCAUCUGUUACUAAACAGAAUCAAAGGCUCCUCAGAGAAUUGGAAUUGAUCAAAAAGCAAACGAGAAAAGGGCAAGGCAGUGGCGUGUCUUAUGUAGUGCUGGUGUUCGGUCUGCUUUUAGGUAUUUUGGUUGGAUAUUUAAUCGGGAAAUAA